Messenger RNA from Acanthamoeba castellanii str. Neff, 1791 nucleotides. RefSeq names its product IPT/TIG domain containing protein. The transcript has 4 exons. NCBI's taxonomy places the organism in Eukaryota, Discosea, Longamoebia, Acanthamoebidae. The record is from RefSeq and is a predicted model, not a curated record. The coding region runs from base 1 to 1791 and encodes 596 amino acids.
AUGGAUCUGGGUUUCUGCUUCCAAGACCUGGGAGAUGGCGGUGACAGCUUCAUCAAGAGCUUCAUUGAGCCUUCAGGGCACGCCUACCAAGAUGCCAUGCUCGAAGACCUGGUCUCCGCCCAGCAUGGCAGCCACCUCGGCCUGAGCGAGGACAGUGGCUGGGACGCCUCCUUCCUCCACCCCUCGGCCACCCCCUACGGAAGCACCGCCCACCACCGCAACCACCACUACUCGCACGCCACGUCCUCGUCGUUCGCGGCCUCUUCUCCCUCGCCGGCUUCUUCUUCGCCUUCGGGGCGCUCCUCGCCGGCGGGCUCCUCGCUCAUGGCCCUCGCCGACUACGACGAGGGCGGCCUCCUGAUCGGCGGCGGCGUCCACGCGGGGGCGGCGGCGGCGAUGGGUAGCAUGCCGCCCCUGGGCCUGUCCUACUUCGACCUGCAGGCCAUGGGGCCCAUGGACAUGCCCGACGCUCUCGGCCUCUACGGCCUGGGCGGUGCCAGCUCGUCCUCGUUCAAUGCCCUCGACUCGCCCCUCAUGUCCGCACCUCCCCCGGCGGCAGCGCAUCGAGGCGGUGGUGCCCGCCACGUCCUCAACCCCGUCAAGCAGGAGCACGGCCACCACUUCCCCUACCACCACCACCACCAGCAGCAGCAGCACCAGCAGCACCAGCAAGGCGCGUUGCCGGCCUCGGCGCCUUCGAAGGCGGGCGCCGGGGUGCCCGGUAUGUGGUCGCCUCCGCUCGACGAGCCCGUCCAGCGCAAGCGCAAGCUGGCCGCCUCGCGCCGCCCCACCCUUGCAGGAGCAGCAUCAGCAUCGGACACGAUCGCCGAGGCUUCGACAGGCUGCGAGCAGCAGAAAGGCGGCGGCGGCAGCAGCAGCAAGGCCGGCGACCUCUACGAGCUGCCCCUCGCCGUCGAGCUCGCCGGAGCGCUCGUGGGCCACCGCGGCGUCGCAGUCAAGCUCGAGGAGCGCCCCGAAGCCACCACGAACGCCAAGCACCACCACCAGCAAUACGGGGGCAAGCGGCAGCAGCAGCAGCAGCAGCAGGGCGAGCCCGUGGAGCUGGUGGUGGAGCGGCAGCCGCCCGUCGAAGUGCGCACCCGCACCCCGAGCGAGAACCGAAACUUUGGCGUCACCGUCCGCAUCACCGGCCACCACGACACGCCACUCCCCAUCCAGUCCGUCGAAGUGCGCCUCGCCUACGCCUCCUCACCCGAGGACGUGAACCAGCAGAUCCUGGGCGGGAAGAAGACGGUGUCGCUGAAGGAGGACGGGCGUGCGACGUUCGACAACCUGAGCAUGCGGGAGGCGUCGACCAAGCACGGCGAGCGGGAGUUCUGCCUCGAGUUCGUGCCGCUCACCAAGGACGGCCAGCCCCUGGGCAGCUUCGGCACCCGCACCAGCGCCUUCUACGCCUACUCCCACAUGAAGGUCCUCGCCCGGCGAAAGAGCGUGAAGCUGCGCACGUUGAACAAGAGCCACGGGAGCGUGCACGGGGGCGACAAGAUGCACGUGAUCGGGCAGCCCUUUAUCAAGGGACCCUCGCUGAGCAUCAUCUUCGCGACGCCCCACGGGGACGUGACCGCCCUCAACCCGGAGAUGUACUCGGACUCAGUGCUCUUCUUCGAGGCGCCCCCGUACCCGUGCCCCGCCAUCUUCUCGCCCUACAACCGCGACCCCGUGCGCGAGGUCAAGGUCAUGGUGCAGGUCACCAACGACGGACGCACCAUGUCCAACCCCCUCGAGUUCACCUACAUCGCCGAUAAACCCGUGCACCGAGCCGACUUCUAG